Messenger RNA from Laccaria bicolor S238N-H82, 876 nucleotides. RefSeq lists its product as uncharacterized. The transcript is spliced from 3 exons. NCBI's taxonomy places the organism in Eukaryota, Fungi, Basidiomycota, Agaricomycetes, Agaricales, Hydnangiaceae. Bases 1 to 876 code for a protein of 291 amino acids. The record is from RefSeq and is a predicted model, not a curated record.
AUGUCCACCGCACUGAACCUAAACGUUCUCUCCAUAGGAGGAUCACGCAACAUCGGGUACUUUUCCUCGCUCAAGCUUCUUGAACUAGGAGCAACAGUAACCUUCCUCCUGCGCACCCCAUCCACAUUCGACACCAACACCGCCAUCCAGAAAUACGUCACCUCCGGAACAGCUCGCUUGAUCAAAGGCGACGCCCUUGUUCGCGAAGACGUCGAGCGAGCGUGGAAAGAGGCAGCAGGUAAGGAGAAUAAGCCUAUCGAUGUGCUCUUAUUCACUGUCGGCGGCACGCCCAAAUUCUCACUGCUCAACGGCUUCACCAUAUCCCCAGCGAACCUCGUAACCCAAUCCCUCCUCAACACCCUCUCAACCAUCCCUCCUCAACCCUUCCAACCACGAAUAAUAACAAUUUCAUCAACAGGCCUAACACGCACAUCUCACGCGUCCCUCCCGCUCCCCUUGAAGCCGUUAUACGGAUACCUCCUCCGCGUCCCUCAUGAGGAUAAAGUAGGCGCGGAGAGGGUCGUGGCGCAUUGUGCUGGGUGGAAGUGGGAUGCUAAAGAGGACGGAGAGCCGGGGGCUGAUAUUAUGGGUACGGAGGAGUGGAGGGGCAGAGAGGGUCUGCCUAAGGAGGGAGAGUUGAAGAGGGUAUUGGUUAUUAGACCGGCGUUGUUAACUGACGGAGAUUGUCUUGCUGACAAGUUGGAGGCGAAGCCGGGGAAAUGUGGGAAGAAGGAAUUGAAGAAGGCGUAUAGAGUCAGCGAGGAAGAGUUGGGCGGGUGGACGGUGUCGAGGAAGGAUGUGGCGCAUUUCGUGGUGGAUGCUAUUGUUCAUCGGUGGGAUGAGUUUGAGAAUAAGUGUGUGAGCAUCGCGUAUUAG